Messenger RNA from Triticum aestivum (bread wheat), 372 nucleotides. RefSeq lists its product as uncharacterized. Bases 1 to 372 code for a protein of 123 amino acids. NCBI's taxonomy places the organism in Eukaryota, Viridiplantae, Streptophyta, Magnoliopsida, Poales, Poaceae. The transcript has a single exon. The record is from RefSeq and is a predicted model, not a curated record.
AUGAUGAAGGUUAUGCUCGCAGAGAAGGCGGCCGUGAAAGCCGAGCCGGACAUGACGGAGACUACGCCGGCGGACAAGGUGGCCGCGCAAGCGUCGGCGUCGGCGUCGGCGAAGAAGAGGACUUGGGAGGAAGCCAACGGCGGGGAGGAGGUUGCGCCUCUUUCAGUGCUGUCCAGCGUGCGCUCGCCACCGCCACAGCAUUUCUCCAGCAAGCACGGCGGAGAUACCCUCAAGGCUGCACGGGUGCUGCUCGGGAGGAAGAAGAGGACUCGGCAGGAAACCAACACGCCACUGUCCAGGGUGUGCUCGCCACCACCAGGCUUCCCCAGCAGGCUGUACGGAGGCACCACGGGCCGGGACGCUGCACGUUAG